Polyodon spathula (Mississippi paddlefish) is the source of this 3590-nucleotide messenger RNA. Its product is annotated as deoxynucleotidyltransferase terminal-interacting protein 2-like. NCBI's taxonomy places the organism in Eukaryota, Metazoa, Chordata, Actinopteri, Acipenseriformes, Polyodontidae. Gene Ontology annotation, molecular function: RNA binding. The coding region runs from base 140 to 2590 and encodes 816 amino acids. Gene Ontology annotation, biological process: RNA processing. Gene Ontology annotation, cellular component: nucleolus. The record is from RefSeq and is a predicted model, not a curated record. The transcript is spliced from 7 exons.
UAAAUAAUGUAUUUGAUCAAUUUAAAAGUGUUGAAGCAUUUUUCUUCGUUCAACACUCGCAUGUCGGAUGUACUAUCUGACUGGAGUCUUGUCUGCUUUUCCCCAUAAGCGGAAGUUAGAAGUCAGUUAAGUAUGAAACAUGGUGGUUACCAGGAGGAGAACGUGGGCAGAGUCGGCGGACCGGAGUAAAGUAUCAGAAAUCCUGAUUAAAUCGGCUGCCUCCAGAAGUAAUACUCCAGCCAGGCAAAGAGCAACCAGUAGCAGAAAGAGCGAAGUAGAGGUAUUAUCGGAAGCCAUCAGCGAGUCUGAGCAUGAGGGAGCAGAAGAAAGGGACGCUCAAUCCUCGGAGGUGCAGAGCUCUGCCGUCAAGCGGAUGACCAGGAACAGACAGGCCAGAAGUGCAUCUCAACAGGAGUCGAUGAAUGAUGCUGAUGUUUCUGAGGCUGGGUCAUGCUAUUCCACAGUAUUGGAAGUGCAGUCGCUUCAUGAUCAACAAUUAACACGCAGCUGUAGAAGUAGGGCCCCCUCCCAUUCGAAAGUAGUGGGCAAGUCGCAAGAUGAGGAAGCUGACAUCUCUGAAGCAGAGUCAUGUGCCUCUUCUGUUUCUGCAGUGCAAGCCACUGACAACCGAAGAGUAACCAGGAGUUUGAUGUGCAGAGCAGUGUCAAAAACAAAGCCUGGUGCCAAGUCUCAAAACGAGGAUACUGGGUUUUCAGACGCAAAGUCCUGCUCCACAGUCACUUCAGAUGUCCAGGCCUCACAAAACCAAAGAACAACCAGAAGUAGGAGAAGCGAAGCCCUAUCUUUCAAUGCUGAAAAGUCCCAAAAUGAGGACACUGAAGUUUCUGAGUCUUGGUGCUCUGGUCUUCAAGCAACUGUUGUAUGCCGAACAACAAGGAGCAGGCAAGCGAAAGGCCAGCCUGCCUUAGAGUCCCUCAAGAAAGGAGUAACAGAGGUUGAGAAAUGCUCCCUGCCAUCACCUUCAAAAGACCCAAGCAGGAGGAAUAUGUCCCAGUCGCAGCAAGAAGUUAUAUUGUGCUCCGAAUCGGAGUCUGUUGUUUCUAAUGUUGCUGGGAGCCCAACAAGAGGGAGCUGCAAGGUAGAAUCCAGGUCGGAAGUGGUAUCCAAAACUCCAAGCAGAGGUUGCACAGGAUCACUGCGCAAUCACCGGGUUGUGUCGCAGCUGGAAGCCAAUGUAGAGGCUCCGAGUGACCAUGAAGAAAUUGAGCUGGAGCUUCAUGCCGCUGCUUCUCCCAGGAAAGAAGAAAUUAAACCCAGCAAAGAAAGUGAUAAGAACAUCCAAAAAACUGCUGAUUCAGAAGGUCCUGGUCUUCACAACUCCAUAACGGUCAGCCAAAACGAGGAGCAGAUUUUUUCUGAAACUGAAACCUCACCGUCUCAUGAGAAAGUAGAGGUCAAUGAUGAAACAAUUGUGAUUGAACUAGAUUGUGAGAGCAUAAAUAUUGAACUGGCGGAUGGCAAGAGGAAGCAGGGCAACGGGAGGGUUUCGGGAUACAAGGAUGCUGACUCUGACAGUGAAGAUGAAAACCAGAAUCAGUGGUGUAGAAGUCUGCUGAACUUGGAAACAAUCAAAGCUUCACCUAAACAAACCCCAGUCAUUAACUUGCUGCUCAGCAGCGAGGAGGGCAGUGAUGGUUCAGACAGAGAGGAUGGUGAGGAGGAGAUGGAUGAUAGUGAUGUGAUCAGCAUCCAAGAUGAAGAACCAGGACCAUCCAAACCCAGGGCUUCUGAAAACCAUUCAGCUCAAGAGGAUGGGCUGUUUGUAAUAGACACGCAACCUGGAUUUGAGCCAAGCAGAAAGUAUUAUCUAGAAAGUAGAACGAAAGACAGUGAGGAGGAAGCUGAAAGCGAUAAGGAAGGUGACCAGGGUAAAGAAUCCGAAGAGGAAUUUGUUGAUGAAGAGGAAGAUGAUGAAGAGGAGGCUGAAGUUCUGUAUAAAAGAAGAAAACCAGCAUUGAUGGAGCUUUCUAGCAGCAUAGACCCAGGUUUAAAUCUCAAAGAAGUCGGGGGCCUGUACAUCAACUUUGAUGCAAAGAAGCACACAAGUGCCCCAAGUGCUCUUAAAAAGCUGAAGGAACAAAAUAAUAAAGAUGUGCUGUUAGACAAGAGUGUGAUAACGCCAGAUUUUGAGAAGAGUGAAUCAGUUCCACCUUACAGGGAGUCUGUCCAGCAGCUCAAAAUGAAGCGCAGAGAAGAACGUGCCAAGACAACUGGUGAUGGCUGGUAUAACAUGAAGGCUCCUGAAAUGACAACUGAGUUGAAAAAUGAUCUGAAAGCCCUGAAGAUGAGGUCAGCUAUGGAUCCAAAGCGUUUUUAUAAGAAGAACGACAGAGAAGGCUUUCCUAAGUAUCUACAGGUUGGUACUGUUGUGGACAGUCCAGUCGAUUUCUAUCAUGCCCGGAUUCCCAAGAAACAAAGGAAGAGGACAAUAGUGGAGGAACUAAUGGCUGAUUGUGACUUCAGAAGUUACAACAAGAAGAAAUACAAGCAGAUCAUGACAGAGAAGGCAGCCCUGGCAGCUGGCAAGAAGAAUCGCAAGAAGAAUAAAUUCAGCAAGAAGAAGAAAUAACCAGGCUUGGACUGAUGACUUUUGUGACUGGGCCACCAUGUUGUUUUACCCUGCAAUACAAUUGCAAAGCAAUGAGGCUGUAAUUUUAGAUUCACAUGAAAAAUUGCUUAGUCAAUUUGCACUUGUAUUUCAUUUAGUAUCUGUAAAAUGGACUACAGAGCUAAUGUGUGUAAUUAUAAGAAGUCAAUGUGAUUUAGCAUUUUCAAAAACGUGUCAUUGAAACUGAGCUCUAACCAGGUGGAUGGUGUGCUGAAGGAAGCAUUCUGCUCAGACACGGUAUGACUCUUGUUCAGCACAAGGAUCUAUUUCUAGUGUUCACUCUAAUGAGGUGCCCAGUCUGACAGCAAGGAGUGGUCUUCCAACAAGUGUGUCUGGGACUACUGUAGGUACCUCCAAAGAGCUUACAUGCCUAAAAAUUAGGUUUACUGCUACAUAUCCUAUUGUUUUUCUAAACAUCUUACUUUUAUAAGAUAUAAUUUUGCAACAGGGAGGUUUUAAUUAUUUGCAGUGACACAAAAUUUUCUUUGCCAAUAUACUUGGCUGAAGUAUUAAAGGCUAUCGCUCCCAACCGUUACUGGUAUUGCAUAGCAAAUCCUAUAAGACGUGUUACAGACAAGAUUUUUGAGUCUGAGGCUCCCAUCUUGUCCAUAAUGAGCCUAGCAAUACAAUUGACAGGCAAAGGAAAUUACUUAAAUAUAUAAAUGCAUGGCCCCCUCCCCCUCCAUAUAUCAGCCACCUGUUGAUGUUUGCAAGGAGUCAUGUGUUUUUAUUUUUAUAAACGUAUUAAGCUAUGUAUAAUUGGGCUACACUUUCAAGUAGGUAGUUUGUUAUAUACUGUACCUUUAUAAAUAAAGCCUCAGGCAGUACAUAAAGAAUAGCUUUUUAAAAUGUCUGUUGUAUUAAAGUAUGUAUUUAAAAUGCAAAUAUACAUCAGCAUUAAAAUUUUGUAUUUUAUCCAAUGAGAAACAAUGAGUAUUAAACUACUGGUAAUUGAAAAAAA